UGCCCCUUCCUCUCUUACUGCUUAGUACUCACUUCGCCUUCCUGCAAGGCGGGUGGGUGACGCCGUAAUGGCCACAGCAGCUCUCCUCUUAUCUACUCUUCCUCCUCUCCAAACCCACCGCCCCGCCCGCUGCCGCCUCCCCACCUUCCGACUCCGGCGGCAACACCGCCACCUCACCCCCAUCCGCGCUUUGCAGGAAACGGAGCAGAAAACCAACGCCGCCUCCUCCUCUUCCUCCGCCUCGGAAGAGAUCACCGAGAAGUAUGGCCUGGAGUUCGGCCUUUGGAAGAUAUUUAGCUCCAAGGAGGGGAAGGAGAAGUCCAAGGGUGAUCAAGCCAAGGAGCUGCUGGCCAAGUACGGAGGAGCUUACUUGGCCACCUCAAUCACCCUCUCUCUGCUCUCCUUCUCCCUUUGCUACCUCCUCGUCAGUGCUGGAAUUGAUGUCCAGGCGCUGCUCAAUCAGAUUGGGAUCGCCACCGAUGAGACUGGGGGCAAGGUAGGGACCUUUGCACUGGCCUAUGCUGCUCAUAAAGCUGCAUCUCCGAUCAGAUUCCCGCCCACUGUCGCUCUGACGCCAAUCGUUGCAAAUUGGAUAGGGAAGAAGCAAGAGAAGACUACCGACGAGUAAACCAUUCAACGGAAGAAGAUUACUCCAACUUAAGCAUCUUAUCUUUCCGUUCGACGACGGAUUCCAUCAGAAUUUUGAAAAGUAAUGAUUGUAGAUUGAUCACUGGUGUGAUAUCUUCAGUACCAGAAAUAAAAUACUAACUUAUGAUA
Zingiber officinale is the source of this 777-nucleotide messenger RNA. RefSeq lists its product as uncharacterized. NCBI's taxonomy places the organism in Eukaryota, Viridiplantae, Streptophyta, Magnoliopsida, Zingiberales, Zingiberaceae. The transcript is spliced from 3 exons. Gene Ontology annotation, cellular component: mitochondrion. Bases 68 to 628 code for a protein of 186 amino acids. The record is from RefSeq and is a predicted model, not a curated record.